Molecule: messenger RNA, 737 nt
Organism: Schistosoma margrebowiei
Lineage: Eukaryota; Metazoa; Platyhelminthes; Trematoda; Strigeidida; Schistosomatidae
Source: the annotation of a GenBank genome assembly
AUUUUUUAUUAUCACUUGAGUUUAACUAUUUUGUGGGAAUAUUUGACAUGACUAGGUCAUUUAAGUAGUGAUUUUUGAAUAAGUCGCACGGUGAAUCUCCAUCUAUCUAGUGAACGUUAUUAACGUAUGACUCCUUGAUGUCGUCUAAGGUUAAAGUUUUUACUCUUGAAGAUGUCAAAAAACACAAUAAGCCAGAUGAUCUUUGGAUUGUGAUUCACGAUAAAGUAUACGAUUUGACAAAGUUCGCGUCUGAGCAUCCAGGGGGUGAAACUGUAUUAGAACAACAAGCGGGAGAUUAUGGUACCGAACCAUUUGAAGAUGUAGGACACUCAUCAGAUGCUCGCGAAAUUAUGGAGCAGUACUAUAUAGGCGAUAUAGCACCUGCCGACCGUGAACGAAAAAGUAAAUUCACCUCUUCAUUCACACUGAAGAAAGUAGAUAAUUUUAGCUUCACCAAAUGGUCUGGAUUACUUAUUCCAAUUGGCGUUGUAGUAGUAGCGAUCGUUGUGUAUAAAUGUUUCUUAUAAGUAAAUUGUUAUCCUUCUGUGUUUUUAUCUACCUGUAUGGCUUUCCUCUGUGUUUCUGUUUACUCACUGUGAUUUUGCUGUAGAUCUUUUCUUCUGUUUAAUAUUGGUCCGUGUAUUUUCUUGUUGGAUUUUUUCCUCUGGUUGAAUAUUUGUUAAUAUGUUUGUCAUAAUAAAUGAAGAGGCAAUUAACACUUUUUUUUACAUAUCUGA